Messenger RNA from Pedinophyceae sp. YPF-701, 684 nucleotides. NCBI's taxonomy places the organism in Eukaryota, Viridiplantae, Chlorophyta, Pedinophyceae. The record is from the annotation of a GenBank genome assembly.
AUGUGUGCCCUUGCCUGGAGACCCGGCCGCGCUACCGAGACGGUCGCUGCCCCUGCGCAGCCGCCCGCGGCGCCGAACGGCGAGGACUGGGUGCCGGUGAUGCUCCCGGAGGACCUGCCCAAGGGCGUGCGGAAGGAGGUGAUGGUUGCGGGGACGUCGGUGCUGCUGUUUUGGUACCGGAAUGAGGUGUUUUGCAUCGAGUCGCGGUCCCCCGCCGAGGGCGCGUACUCCGAGGGCUUCAUCCGGGCGAAAUUCACGCAAGACUACGGCAUCGAGUGCACCACGACGGGCUCCAUCUUCUCCCUGAAGACGGGCGAGGCGCUCGACCUGUACCCGACCAACCCCGUGCUCAAGGCGCUCACGCCCGUCGACUCGGUCCGGAAGCUCCAGAUCUUCCCCGUCAAGGUCCAGCAGGACGCCAUCUACGUCGACGUCUCCGUCGGGCCCAGCCAGACCUUCAAGUCGCGCGGCGGGUCGGACUCGUCGAUCGACAAGAACAACGUCUACUCGCUCGAGCCCAAGAUGUACCUCGAGGGGGCCUCCCCGGACAAGCCGUACGAGCAGGAGGGCGAGGGCGGGAGCCUCGCGGGCAAGGCGGUCGUCGCGGUCGCCUGGAGCCUCGUCGCGCUCGCGGUCGUCGCCUCGGUCUACGCCUCGGUGACCUUCCUCAUCGAGAACGCCUGA